Molecule: messenger RNA, 3207 nt
Organism: Pelodiscus sinensis (Chinese soft-shelled turtle)
Lineage: Eukaryota; Metazoa; Chordata; Testudines; Trionychidae
Gene: CAVIN2
Product: caveolae associated protein 2
Cellular component (GO): cytoplasm; caveola
Molecular function (GO): protein kinase C binding
Source: RefSeq, a predicted model, not a curated record
GGGGACUAGGGAGCGCGCGUGGCACGAAGCGGAGCGAGGCCGGAGUGGGCCGCCUUUCGCCUCCCACUGGGUGGGGAGCGGGAGCCUUUAAGAGAGGCGGAGGCGGAGGCGCGUGGGGCAGAGCGUGGCCAGGAGGGACCCGGGCAGGAGCGCAGCAGAGGAGGCCGGGGGGAGCUCCCCGCCAUGGGGGAGGACGGGGUGCAGGCCGAGCGCAGCGGCGCCCAGGCUCUGCCCAGCUCCGAGGAGCACAGCCCCAGCCCCAGCCCGCAGCCGGGCGAGGCGCUGCGGGACAGCUCGCAGGUGAACGCCAUCACCGUGCUCACCCUGCUGGACAAGCUGGUGAACAUGCUGGACGCGGUGCAGGAGAAGCAGCACAAGAUGGAGCAGCGGCAGAUCGAGCUGGAGGGCUCGGUGAAGGGCAUCCAGAGCGACCUGAGCAAGCUGUGCAAGCACCACGCCUCCACCAGCAACGCGGUCAGCAAGCUGCUGGAGAAGUCGCGCAAGGUCAGCGCGCACACCCGCGAGGUGCGCGAGCGCAUGGAGCGCCAGUGCGCGCAGGUCAAGCGGCUGGAGAGCAACCACGCGCAGCUGCUGCGCCGUAACCACUUCAAGGUGCUCAUCUUCCAGGAGGAAAAUGAGAUUCCUGCCAACGUGUUUGUGAAAGAACCCGUUCCCAGCAUUACAGAAGGGAAGGAAGAGUCUGUGGAUGAGAAUAAAACUCUGGAAGAAACAUUGCAUACGGUGGAGCUGUCAUCAGAUGAUGAAAUGCCCCAUGAUGAAGAUGGUCUGGAUGACAGUGUCGAGGAAAAGAUGGGAGAGUCAAGAGCUGAGAAGAUAAAAAGAUCAAGCCUCAAGAAAGUGGACAGCCUCAAGAAAGCAUUUUCUCGCCAAAAUAUUGAGAAAAAGAUGAACAAGAUCAGCACAAAAAUUGUGUCUCAGGAACGACGGGAGAAAAUUAAGAAAUCACUCACCCCACAUCACCAGAAAUCUUCUCAAAAAAGCUCUUCUUUCAAAGUGUCUCCCCUCACCUUCAACGUGAAAAAAGUCCAUGAAGGAGAGACCCCGGCUGAAAAUGAGGAUAAACCACCAGAAACCACAAGCAGUGAGCAGGCCAUGAAUGACGAGGAGACCUCCUUUACUGAGGGGCUCUCGGAGAUCACAACUCCAACUUCUUUAAUUGAGGAAAGUAAAGCAAUAGCUGAUUCCCUAGAGAAAGAGAGCAGAGAAGGGGACGCGAUGAUACACAGCAACAUCGAGCUCUCAAUUGUUGAAGAUGAUGAAGAAUAUGGGACAGCACUAGAAGUUGCUACCCAGAGACUGUAUGAUGAAAGAAACAAACCAACCAAUGGGGAAACAGAACAGUCUGAUGAAGAAUCAACCCAAGCAGCUGUUCUCCACAUAGAUCAAACUGCAUCAUAAAUCCAAGCUUUCCUUUCGGCUUAGUUAAGCAAAGAAGCAGUGUAUAUUCCUGUUACACAUAAAAUGUAUCGGGUGACAAUGAUUAAGCUUAUUGUUUCCCAUGCAGUGCUAAAGUAUUGCAUAGCGUUGAAAUGCAGAGCAAACCAGGUCUACUAUGCAGGCAAACUACAUAGUGUUCCGCCCCUAUGCAAGGUGAAACAACUGGUAAUGUUAAUAGAGUUGCUACAGUCAGCUGCAAUUGGAGAUAUAAGGAAACGAAACAGACCAGUGGAAGCAGGCUGGUCAAUUUGGUUUUUAAGUUAGAUCAGGGAAUUGCUUGGAUAGUCAUCAAAGUAUUUUUCCCUUUUUUGCAGUAUUUUGUUUUUUUUUUAUAUAUAUACUUAUGUCACUAAACACUCUAACUUAGCUUGCCUUGCCAUGUCAUAGAAAUGCUAACAUUCAGUAAUUGUAUAUACGUGUAUAAUUUUAUUUUGGGUGUGGACCCAUUUUACAAUAAGACUAGAAGAACAGAAUAUGCAAAGGGUGAAAUCCUACCCCACUGAAGUCAGUAUCUUGCCAUUGAGAUAGGGGGCCAGGAGUACACCCAAAGUCUUUUGUUAGUCACUUAAUAGAAAUAACUGUGUUUCUAUGGCAAAGGGAGACAUGAUUUUGUAAUUUACAGCAGUUUAUAGAAAUAGAUGAGUGACAAGAUGAAUGCGUAACUAACUACAGUACUCACAGCAAUAUCUUAGGUAAUGCUUGGCAUGUUGGCAAAAGCAGUUGCAGAUAUAGAAACAAGGGAUGAUAUGAUAGAAAUGGAGAUGAUAUGGUGAAAGAUUAGAAGGAGAGAAUGUGAAAGAAAGGGGGAAAAAAUGCUACCAGCAUAAAGAAUAUACACUCAAAUAACCAUUAAAUUACUACUUAUUCCUUAGAGCAGUAUAUUUUUCAUCUUUGCACCUGCACAAGAUUGUAUCUAAGAAUAUUUUGAAAAUAGCAUAACUUAUCUUUAUUUUCAUAUAUGUAGUGCUAUACCUACAGAAUAGUUACAUAGCUACAGGGAUGUAAGGACAGGAUUUGCAAAAGGUAGAGUUUUGUGUUUUUGGUCAGGAUGUUGAAAGAUAAGUGUACUGUGGUUUGUCAACUAAGCCAAUUUCUACAAGCUGUGUGGUUGGAUUUUCCACUGAUACAACUUUCAGACACACAAAAUAUUCCUGUGGGGGUUUGUGUUUUUUGAAAUUUCACUCCCUUUGAUUCUUCAUUCCAGCUACUUUAUAAACGGGGAAAAGGAAAAAUCCUGUAGUUGCCUUACAUCCUUGUCUUUUUUUAUACAUUUUGUUUUUCUAUUUUGUUUUUUUGAAUACUGAUCAUUCUUGUUACAUAACAUUGCACUAACAUGUUGCUUUCUUCAAAUUGUAUUUAAAAUUACAAAUCAUUUAAGUUUUCUAAGAAAAAAUACACAUUACAGAGUGCUUAUCAGAGAUGACCCUCUGGAGGGACAGUUCCUUGAACCAGUAAAAUGACACUGGGAAUUAGUCUAUAAUUCUAGCUGAUUUUAAGCAGGCAGGAUUAAAAUGUAGGAUGUUUGUUAUAUAAUAUCAUACAAGAACUACGAUCUGUAAAACGAAGGAUGACAUAAUCCAUGCAGCUGCAUUAUUUUGUAUUAGCUACACUGUUACUCAAUUAUUCAAUACUUGUAACUAACUUCAGAUGUGAUGAAUAAAAAAAAACUAAUACAACCAUGUAUUGUCUGCACAAAACAAUUUUAGGGGUUGGUUAAACAAAAUUAAAGACUAAACAUUUACUCUUUGA